This is a messenger RNA of Cervus elaphus (red deer), 1891 nucleotides long. RefSeq names its product programmed cell death 1 ligand 2 (gene PDCD1LG2). Gene Ontology annotation, cellular component: external side of plasma membrane. The transcript is spliced from 7 exons. Gene Ontology annotation, biological process: cell surface receptor signaling pathway; negative regulation of T cell proliferation; immune response. Lineage: Eukaryota; Metazoa; Chordata; Mammalia; Artiodactyla; Cervidae. The record is from RefSeq and is a predicted model, not a curated record. Bases 309 to 1163 code for a protein of 284 amino acids.
GCCUGAGCUGGAUAGGGAUGAUAUCUUUUCUCCUCUUGCUUAAUGUACCUUAUCUCCAUAUUUUUCUGUCAGCCAUCAUCGUAUGUCCUUCUGCCAGCUAGAAAGAACCCAGUGGUCUCGGCAGCAACCUGGGUUUUAUUUUCAUUUUGGCUGUUUGUUUUGCUGGCUUCUGUGAGGAAAUCUGACAAACAGCAACUGUCUGUUGUUUUAUUUUCUUUUGAGUCUUUGCCUGAGGAACCUCACCAAGGCCUGAUGGGAGUAUCGAGUGGGCUGUGAUUGUCUUGUUUUGUGAGUUGGUGUUGUGGACCAUGAUGAGGCUGCCACAGUCGGAUCCAGUACAGAACAUGUUCCUCCUACUAAUUUUGAGCCUGGGAAUGCAGCUUCAACAGACAGUAGCUUUGUUCACAGUGACCGUCCCAAAGGAAAUGUACGUGGUAGACUAUGGCAGCAAUGUGACCUUGGAGUGUGAUUUUGACACUGGAGGUCAUGUGGAAUUUGAAAUUUUAAAAGCCAGUUUGCAAAAAGUGGAAAAUGAUACAGUCUUGCUCAGUGAAAGAGCCACUUUGCUGAAGGAGCAGCUGCCCCUGGGGAAGGCCUUGUUCCUCAUCCCCCAAAUCCAGCUGAAGGAUGCAGGGCAGUACCGCUGCCUGAUCAUCUAUGGGAUUGCCUGGGACUACAAGUACCUGACGCUGAAAGUCAAAGCUUCCUACAAGAAAAUACACACUCGCCACCUCAAGGUCCCAGGGACAGAUGAGGUGGAGCUCACCUGCCAGGCUGAAGGCUAUCCCCUGGCAGAAGUGUCUUGGCCAAACAUCAGUAUUCCUGCCAUCACCAGCCAUACCAAGAUCUCUGAAGGCCUCUACCAGGUCACCAGUGUUCUGCGCCUAAAGCCACACCCAGGCAGGAACUUCACCUGUGUGUUCUGGAAUGCCGCUAUGAAGGAACUCACUUCGGCCACCAUUGUCCAAGGUCCUAUGGAAGACCCCAAGAUCCCUCCAUCUUCACUGCUUCAUGUUUUCAUUCUCUCCUUCAUCAUUGCUUUCAUGUUCAUAGCCACAAUGGUAGCCCUAAGAAAACGACUCUUGCAGAAGUUGUAUCCUAGAGAAGAUGCAACAAAAAGAUCUGCCACCAUGGUAAGGAAAGAAGUAGACAGAGCUAUUUGAACCUGUGGUCUCAGGAGCUGGGGUGACCUGAUAGGACAUCCUCAAGAAACUUCUAGACUCUGAGCAAGAAUCCCCUGGCCUGCAGAACUUCUUGUUUGUACUUUUCAAUUGUCUUUGUAUAAACCAGCACUUUAUUCUGGAGACUGCAGCACGACUAGGCAGCACCUACCACCGUGUAACGGAAAGUCAGGCGACUGCCCCUCCACUGAUCUGGGCUCCUUCCCCCACAGCCCGUGGCUCCAUGCACACACUACUGCACUUUAGAAAACAACCACACUGGAUCCUGGACCCCACUGAGGGUCCUCUGGCUCUUUCUUUUUUCCAGACUGGAAACAGAGGGAAUUAUUUCCCCUUAAGUUUCCAAAGCGGUUUCCAGAAGCAGAGACAAGUAGAAGUUUCCAGUUACAGAAAUGGACAGAAGAUUGCCAGUAGAGUUAUUUUUAUGUGUAGUUUCCUCUGGAUACUGAACAAACCUGUUGAGACUUUGAGUUCACAGACAGGACUUUAUAUAAAGUCAAGCCAUAAUUGACAUGUUUUAUGGUUUACAGGAAGCCAGAAAACAUCUGAGUUGUUUUAAUGAAGUGUUUAAGCAUUGAGGUACACAGAGUGGUCAACUACAGAUUGUGGAGAAAAACCAUUGAGUAUUUUUCUGAGAUCUAAAUCACAAAGCAUUGAUUUUAACUUGUAAUGGCACUGUGUUGAAUGGUAUUUUAAAAGCAAAUGCAAAC